Molecule: messenger RNA, 1887 nt
Organism: Durusdinium trenchii
Lineage: Eukaryota; Dinophyceae; Suessiales; Symbiodiniaceae
Source: the annotation of a GenBank genome assembly
GCAUGUGUUUUCUGUUAUGUUGUUAUUUAUUGUUUCUUUCGUGGGGAGGUCGACGAUGUGCAGGAUUCUCUUUCCGUUAACUAGUCGACCGUCCGAACAGUGCCGAUUGGGAAAGCAUUAGCAGCUGACAUUCAGGCUGAUUCUUUGGCCACAGCAUGGCAUCCAAGAGAAUGUGUCUCGCACAUUUGCCGAACUUGUCCACCGGUUCAUGAAGACAUCACACAUUCAUCUCAGUCUUGGCCAGCCAGCUUUGCCUUUCUUUUGAGUUGAGAGGACAUAGCAUCCUUUGCCACGUAGUCAUUUCUCAGAAGAUCAUCUCAAAGUUGUUCAAUUGCUCGCUUGCCAAGUCAAAUUCCAAAUAUGAAGGGUUAGAUAGUUGGUUAUAUAGUCAAUGCACAGACUCCCUGUUUCAGGCUCUCUUGCUCCGAGAAGUCCCUUGACUGGACAUUUCAGAACCAAAGAAGGCUUCACAAAAAAAGAGGAGGAGCAAGGCCAAGAAGAGAGUACUCCAUAUAGUACUAUAUCUUUUUUCACCUGUAACUCUUUGGGUCUACAUAGAUCUUUAUUGUUGUUCAUUCGAUUUCUUUGUUUGCUCAGGAAAGGACGGUGACACAGUACGUCUCCAGACGCAAUGUGACCCUGUCUGAGUACGAGCAAGUUCAGCAGAGAUACGAAGGGCACAUGAACACACUCAAAGUGCUGUGUGAGACAGUGAGGGCGCCGGAGAAGGAGAAAAAGAUCAUUCACCGCGGAAGCCGCGGCCUGAACUUCCGGGAUCUCCAGGAAGAGAAGGACUUCCAAGACUUCCUGGAACUUCGUGAUCCUCUUUUGGGCAGCCGAGCUGGAGCCAGACCACGGAGCUGUUCCCCACGACAGGCCAGUCCACCACGGAGUCGCGUGCAGAGGUCUUCCACGGAGAAGAAGGCAGAGAAGAGCCGACACCUCAGUGAAGAGGCGCUGGUGGAAGAGAAAUCGGUUACUUUGCCUCUUCUUGGUGCUCGCAUGCUUUCGGCCGUGCCCAUGGCCCUGCUCUACCAGGACAACGACUUGGAACAUGUCAGAUCUCUCUUUUGCGCACAGGUGCCUGAAGCUCGAGUCUUGGAAAUCUUCCGUGUGGAGAACGCCACAUUGGCCGGCGUGUACUCCGCGGUACGAGAGGCCAUGGGGAGCGAUUGUGAGUUGGACCUUUGGCACGGCACGUCCAGCGAGUGUGUGCCGAACAUCGUACUGAAUGGCUUCAACCGGGCCUACUCUGGUAGGAGGCAUGGUACAAAGCUGGGCCAUGGUUCCUAUUUUUCCGCCUCUGCGGCAUACAGCACCCGCUUCUGUGACCGGAAGCGGCAGCGGCGCACGGUGUUCUUUGCCAAGGUUCUCGUGGGCGCCUGGGCCAAAGGCUCUCCGGACUUGGUGGAGCCGCCCGUGAAGGACGCAGAAGGCCUGAUCCGCUAUGACAGCACCGUGGACGACCUCCUUUGCCCCGUGAACUUCUGCAUCUUCCGAGACUUCCAGGCGAUGCCCACGUACCUCUUGGAGUUCACCAUCUGAGGAUGUUGAUGUCUGACAUCACCAUACAGGACCUUGAUGGCUGACCCACGUGCCCUGUUUCACUGUAGCUACGUCAAUACGAUAAUGUGGUAGGUUAGCUCGGUCAUGUCUCAGACGGCAAGCAGCGAGCACAUGGUAGGUCGUGCUUGCUUGCAGCAGCUGGGCGACAAAAGAAAGUGGAAAAUUGUACUGUGGCCACUCCUGCGAUUUAGUUUUUACAUGUUCGACUUGUCACAUGGUUAAUUAAAUCACCUUUGAAGAGUUCGAUUGCCCAAGCACUUCCUAACAACAACUGCAACAAAACGUGACCAUCAGAAACAACAUGUUGAAUGUGUUCUUGGC